Messenger RNA from Beta vulgaris subsp. vulgaris (sugar beet), 1647 nucleotides. RefSeq lists its product as hypothetical. The transcript has 11 exons. The record is from RefSeq and is a predicted model, not a curated record. The coding region runs from base 122 to 1144 and encodes 340 amino acids. NCBI's taxonomy places the organism in Eukaryota, Viridiplantae, Streptophyta, Magnoliopsida, Caryophyllales, Amaranthaceae.
CUAGGCAACCGAAGUGAUCCUAUGAGUAUGACUGUUCUCAACUUCUUUUCGAACUAGGCCCAAACUCUCUCACUCUACGUCUCUCUCCUUGAAUUGGUGCUCAAAAAACCGGCGGCGGAAAAUGAGAACCGGCGGCUUAAUUAUCAACUACAGGCGACGGUUCAUUUCCACCACUUCGUUUCCUACUCUUUACUUCUUUCGAUGCUUUUCUUCCUCAUCGUCGUUUGAACACAUAGCAUUUAUCAAAGAUGUAGCUGCAACAUGUAUUCCUGAGCGUUUGCCCAGUCUGCUGAAUUUGCUUCAGAAAAGAGGAGAUUCUAUGAUUUCUCCUGGAGAUAAGCAUGGGCUUUUCCCCCUUGCCAUACCUUUGUCAAGAAACAGCUCAGGUAUUGUGAUUGCUCUAUUACGGUGGCCAACAGCACCAUCUGGGAUAGACAUGCCGAUUGUGCAAGUCCAUAAGCAUGGGGUGUUUCCGUUAGCCAAGAAUGUUGACCAGUAUAUCCAUAGAAUGUUGGUUGAAGAAGAGGCCAACAGCCCAAAGGACAGAAAGAGAGAGCUACUUCAUGUUUCGGCUAAUGCUAUAGAACUGUACCAAGAAGGGAGCUUCGCAGAAUCAAAAUUGCCAAACUUAGAUACCUACCUUCUGAGAAAGGUUGGUGUGUUUCCCGAUGUUUUAGAACGCAAGAUUAACAAGCACCUUGAGAAAGGAAACCAAGUUUCAGCAUUAGUAACCGGGGAGUUCUAUGCAAAGAAGCAACACUUUCCUGGCUUUGGACGGCCUUCUGCGUUUAAUGCACAGAUAUUACUGAAGAUUGGGCGUGACUUAGAAGCUCAAGGUGCAGCAAGGGGAGCGCUGAAAUCACCGUGGUGGACCUUGGGAUUCCAAUACCAGGAAGUUGCUGAAAUAGCAAAUUGGAAAGACGAGCAAAUUUGUUAUGUUAAGAAAAAAUUGACAGAAGAAGGAAAGCAAGAGGAUCUGAAGAACGGAAAGGAGCUUGCUCAGCUUGCAUUGGAUCAAGCUGCAUUUUUGCUAGAUUUGGCUUCUGUAGAGGGUAAUUGGGAUGACUUUGUGGACCGCAUUGGUGAAUGCUACAAAGAAGCUAGUCUCCAUGGUAUGGCUAGAUUUAUAGCAUAUAAAGGCUAACUUGGAAGGUAUGAAGCAUGAAACUUUGGGGUUACCCUGUUUUCCAAAGUGUUUAUGUUCUCCGUUCUCGAAACUUCAGCUGUUUCCAUGAUGAUGAAGCCUCAAAUGCAAAAAUGGUUGGAAACGUAGGGCACGUUCCUCCAUUUUCAAAACGUUUCUAUUUCUAAACACCAAUCAUUUCCGUGCUCCAUCUUGGAAGGGUUGAUUUUGGAGAUCAAAUUUAGUAUCUGAGAUGCUUGCAGUUUCUAAAAGAGUGCAACAUUUGCUUCUUUUUUUUUUUUUUUUUUUUUUAUGGAAAUUGCUACAGAUUUACUUCAAUAAGUUUGCAGUAUCAGCAACUCAUGUACGCUCAUAUUUUAGACUUUCGUUUGACACGAUAUAAUUUGUCUGCUAGUGAUAGAGAUGCUUGGUAGUUGGUUCACUCGUGCAAAACUGUAAUGAGUAAUCCACUGCACUAUAUACAAGUAUAACAAACUAAUAGAAGUAUCUUCUUAUUUCUUCUA